Messenger RNA from Adineta ricciae, 1863 nucleotides. Lineage: Eukaryota; Metazoa; Rotifera; Eurotatoria; Adinetida; Adinetidae. The record is from the annotation of a GenBank genome assembly.
AUGACUGAUCAAAGCAAUCAUGAUAUUGCGGCGAUAAACGAUCAAAUCUUUAUCUUUCAAAAUAAGAUCGUUACUCUCUGGAAACACAUAGAUGGAACUACACUUCCCACUACAAAUAAACUCCAACGGCUAUUUGAUCGCAUGGGUAGCCGGUGUCCUGCGGAGUACAUUUGCUUAUCAUAUGAGCUGAACGAUAUAAGUAUUACUACUCAUCAGUAUCAUUCUUUUUUAGAAAAGUAUGUGAGUGAGUAUCGUAAUUUGUCAACGACGCUGACAUUUGAAUCAGAGAGCGAUGGUUCAAUUGGCGGUUGUUUACAGAAAGGAAAUUUUUCGUGUGCUAGUAAGAGUGUCAAUGUAUGGCUUCAAUCUUUCAAAAACUUUUCAUCCGAAUAUUAUUCCUCUGAUGGAUAUAUACACGUUAUGCUCCAGGAACAGAAAAUAUUUUAUUACCAUGCCGAUAUUGAAGUAUUCAGAUGGUUUGGAAUUUAUUUCAUUGCUGUAAUGUUAUUUACAUUUCUACUAGCAUGCACUCUAACUUUUCUAUGUUGGAGUUCCUCUUUGAACAGGGAAGUAUUUGACUUUCUGAAAAGGUUUGAUCGGAUUCCAUUAUCAAGUAAUUCUGAUAGUAAUGACUCCAGACGACAAGAUAAUUAUAGUACGGUACAGCAAAAAACGCUCGACAAUAGAUAUGACUUAUUCAAAACUAGUCCAUUUGCCAAUAAGGUACGUGUAUACACCAUGAACCAAAUCGUAACAAGUCCUAUACUGUUCUAUGCUAUUGUUGGAAUCUUAAUUUGGAUCGUUUCAUUGUUGGCGCUAAUGACUUCUCUCCAUAUGUGGGAUUCUUCCAAAUUUUACUAUUCGAAGUGCAUCCGAUCUAAUUGGUAUCCGGAAGCUACAGCAAUGGUACAGAAAGUGAAGACUGAUGCCGACUAUUUACAUUCCAAAAUUAAGGAGAUAGUUAACUUAUUGGAAGAGAUGGGCAUUUACGUGAGUGUUUGUCAAAAGAAAUCAAUUCGAGCAGUUGUGAACACAAUAGAAAUCACUAUUGUUGGUAUGCUUUCACAAAUAAAUGUAGAAAUGCGAAACGUAUCUGUCUCAAUCGAAAAAUCAAUAUCAAAGUUACGACGAGCACAUGAGUAUUUAGAUGAAAAUCUAGCAAUCACUGAACAAUUUACUGAUUCUUUUAAACUUCUAACCGAAGUGAGCGUCGCUGUGGAUAUAGCUGAAGCUCUACAACACAGCCUUGCAAUAUCUAUCAUCUAUCAACUAAAAAUAUUAUCCCAGUUAACAAAAACAAUUGGAUCAUUACACGUAUUUACAGAAGAAAAUAAUUUAACCGUACAUAACAACGUUGUUAAAAACUGCAUAGACACUUUGAUAGAAAUCAAGAAAAAUACAAGCAAAAUUGAAAUCACAAGGAAUGAAGUCGUUGAAGUUGUCGACAGUAAACAACUAUAUGGGCUAAAGGGCAGAAUUGUAUCAUUGAGUGAAAUUAUUUUUUAUGAUAAGAUACGAACUAUUAUUGUUGGAAUUGCAAAAGCUACUGUCGGUAUUGUUGUAGGAGUACUGACCAUCAAUCUCGGAUAUACAAUAGCAAGAGUUAAUCCAUCCAUGGUCAAGAGUCCUAGCAUCGCAUUUGUCAGUGGACUGAUCUUGAUCGCCUAUGGCAUUUAUGGUAUUGUAAGUCACAUCGAUGAAUUUAUGCAACUAUCCAGAUAUCAGAGUGGACUGACAAUGUUAGACAUCGAAAGAACGAAUAUGGCAACUGUCCUGGAGCAGUUAAAAGAAUUAAUUAUCUCUCAACAAGCAAAUUCAAACUCAAUUGAAUCGGCAUUGAGUACCCUUAACUCAAUUUUGUAA